AUGACCACGUCGCUGCAGGGUGGGCAGAGCGCCGGGGGCAGGGCGGCCGCCCGGGUGUGCGGCGGCGCUGCCCGGGGGAGGGGCGACGCCCACGACCUGGCCCGGACCCCCGGGCUGCACGCGCGUCCGCGGAUGCCCGCUCUGGACGCGACCCGCCGUGGGGCCGGGGCGGCCGACAGGAGAAAAAAGAAAGAUCUUGAUGUUCUGGAAAUGCCUUCUAUUCCAAACCCCUUUCCUGAGCUCCUCUGCUCUCCAUUCACAUCUGGGCUGUCAGCAGGCCUGUUUCCCAAGGCAAACUCAAGGAAGAAACAGGUGAUCAAAGUCUACAGUGAAGAUGAAACCAGCAGGGCUUUAGAAGUCCCCAGUGACAUCACAGCCCGAGAUGUCUGUCAGCUGCUGAUUCUGAGGAGUCACUACGUGGAUGACCACAGCUGGACCCUCUUUGAGCACCUGCCUCAGCUUGGUGUAGAAAGAAUAAUAGAAGACCACGAGUUGGUGAUUGAAGUGCUAUCUAACUGGGGGAUGGAAGAAGAAAAUAAGCUGUACUUUAGAAAAAAUUAUGCCAAAUAUGAAUUCUUUAAGAAUCCAAUGUAUUUUUUUCCAGAACAUAUGGUGUCUUUUGCAACAGAAAGCAAUGGUGAAAUAUCCCCCACACAGAUUUUGCAGAUGUUUCUAAGUUCAACAACAUACCCUGAAAUUCAUGGCUUCUUACACGCAAAAGAGCAGGGAAAGAAGGCUUGGAAAAAAGUUUACUUCCUUCUAAGAAGAUCUGGUUUAUAUUUUUCUACUAAAGGGACAUCAAAGGAGCCACGGCAUUUACAGUUUUUUAGUGAAUUUGGCACCAGCGAUGUUUAUGUGUCACUGGCAGGCAAAAAGAAGCACGGAGCACCCACAAUCUAUGGAUUCUGCUUUAAGCCUAACAAAGCGGGAGGGCCCCGAGACCCGAAAAUGCUCUGUGCAGAAGAAGAGCAGAGCAGGACGUGCUGGGUGACCGCCAUUAGAUUGCUUAAGUAUGGCAUGCAGCUAUACCAGAAUUAUAUGCAUCCAUAUCAAGGAAGAAGUGGCCGCAGUUCCCAGAAUAUGUCACCCAUGAGAAGUAUAUCAGAGAACUCCCUGGUAGCGAUGGACUUCUCUGGUCAGAAGAGCAGAGUCAUAGACAAUCCUACGGAAGCCCUUUCGGUUGCAGUUGAGGAAGGGCUCGCUUGGAGGAAAAAAGGUUGUUUACGCCUGGGCACUCAUGGGAGCCCUACCACAUCCUCACAGAGCUCUGCCUCAAACAUGGCUAUCCAUCGAUCCCAGCCAUGGUUUCACCACAGAAUUUCCAGAGAUGAAGCUCAGAGACUGAUUACUCAGCAAGGACCUGUGGAUGGAGUUUUCUUGGUACGGGAUAGUCAGAGUAACCCCAAAACUUUUGUACUUUCAAUGAGUCAUGGACAAAAAAUAAAGCACUUUCAAAUUAUACUGGUGGAAGAUGAUGGAGAAAUGUUCCACACUCUGGACGAUGGCCACACAAGGUUCACAGAUCUCAUUCAGUUGGUGGAGUUCUACCAGCUUAAUAAGGGUGUUCUUCCUUGCAAGUUGAAACAUUACUGUGCUAGGAUGGUUCUUUAGCCAAACCAGAUUUAGCCAAAACUAUUCAGAAUGGACUGGAAGAAAAACAUUUAAAAAUUAAGAGUCCCCAGAAAGGAGUGAAGACAACAACAUGGUCAAAAGAAUGUCACUUGCAAGUUACAAAAUAUAGUUUAUGUGUUGAAAAUAAGCAAAGACAGAUAGGCAUUGCAUUCAUUACUUACAAUUUAUUAGUUAAAAUUAAACUUUAGGAAAAAAUGA
Molecule: messenger RNA, 1830 nt
Organism: Jaculus jaculus (lesser Egyptian jerboa)
Lineage: Eukaryota; Metazoa; Chordata; Mammalia; Rodentia; Dipodidae
Gene: Grb14
Product: growth factor receptor bound protein 14
Exons: 14
Coding region: 1-1611 (536 amino acids)
Biological process (GO): insulin receptor signaling pathway; negative regulation of insulin receptor signaling pathway
Cellular component (GO): plasma membrane; cytoplasm
Source: RefSeq, a predicted model, not a curated record